AUUAUAUUUUUGGUUGUUUUAGUCCUCUGGCAAUUUGACAGAAGAAUGAUUGAACAGUAAAGGUGUUGCAUUGAUGCCAUGGCGACUAUUUUUGGUUUCGUUGUGAGGUGGGCAAUCUCAGAAUCGCCAGACGGGUCAUUCCCAAAAUCUCUUCCGUCUUAUUUAAGAAUAACUAGUAAUUUUGAUUCGCGACGCAUUUCCCAGCAGGACGGGAGCCUUCUUCCCUCUUCUCAUAGUGUGUUUUGGGAGUUCGAAGAAGGCUCUGCAUUGAUAUAUAUGCCCCCCUGCAGAGCUAUUUUCUUUUUGGGUAUUUCUUUGUUUGUGUGAAAAAGAGAAUGAUCAGAUGGGGACUGGCUGCCCUGCAACUAUUGGAGCUGUUCGUCAGCUCCAUGGUUCAUUUCCUCUAUGGGUUAUACAUAUUCAGCACAGCGGUGGCCGGUGAUCUCUCCCUGGCUCUGAACGAGUGUCUUUUUAAGCUUAAUAUGAAUGUUGAGGUCAAAGAGGACGUGCCCGGCGUGGCGAGCCCUAAUGCUAAGAGUCUGCCUCCAAUUGUGUUAGUCCAUGGAAUCUUUGGAUUUGGCAAAGGGAGAUUGGGAGGUUUAUCGUAUUUCGCCGGGGCAGAGAAGAAAGACGAAAGGGUUCUGGUGCCUGAUUUGGGGUCUCUAACCAGCGUUUAUGAUAGGGCUCGCGAAUUGUUCUAUUAUCUGAAAGGCGGGCAGGUCGAUUACGGAGCAGAACACAGCAAGGCUUAUGGGCACUCGCAGUUUGGACGGGUCUACGAACAUGGGCAUUACCCUGAAUGGGAUGAGGAUCAUCCUAUUAACUUUGUGGGACACUCGGCUGGAGCACAGGUUGUUCGUGUUUUGCAGCAAAUGCUCUCUGAUAAGGCAUUCGAGGGGUAUGAGAAUACUUCAGAUAACUGGGUAUUGAGCAUUACAUCCUUGUCAGGAGCGUUCAAUGGGACUACAAGAUCCUACUUAGAUGGGAUGCAGCCAGAAGAUGGAAGAACCUUGAAACCUCUAUGUCUGCUACAGUUUUGCCGUGUAGGAGCAAUAAUAUAUGAUUGGUUUGACAUUCCAUGGCUGAAGGCAUAUUACAAUUUCGGAUUUGAUCACUUUAACAUGUCAUGGAAGAAAAUUGGUGUUUGGGGUCUUUUUGAUUGCCUCUUGGGAAAUUCGGGCCCAUUUGCUUCAGGAGACUGGGUCCUCCCAGAUCUUACUAUUCAAGGAUCCAUGCAGCUCAACUGCCAUCUACAUACCUUUCCCAACACAUACUACUUCAGCUAUGCUACAAAGCGUACUAGGAAGAUGUUUGGUAUCACGGUUCCUUCUAGCAUACUUGGCAUCCACCCGUUGCUUUUUAUUCGAGUAUUGCAGAUGAGCCAAUGGCGUCAUCCGCCAGAUGCCUCUCUCCCAUAUAAAGGCUACAGGGACGAGGAUUGGCAGGACAGUGAUGGAGCACUCAAUUCCAUAUCCAUGACUCAUCCUCGUCUUCCAAUUGAACAUCCAAGUCAAUUUGUCGAAAAUGAUUCAACAUGCCAACCAUUGCAACCAGGCAUCUGGUACUACAAGAUCGUGGAAGCUGAUCAUAUGUCGUUCAUUGUAAAUCGGGAGAGAGCAGGGGUUCAAUUUGAUCUGAUUUAUGACAGCAUUUUUGAACGCUGCAGAAAGCAUGUAUUUAGGAAGACUCCUCCAAUGGUUACCAAAUGAAGCACACCAAUAGCCGCCCCUCUCAUUUGAUAGUCUACAAACUUUAUUUUUACCUCAAUCAAUGAUAUACCUUUGCUGUUCUUUGUU
Juglans microcarpa x Juglans regia is the source of this 1796-nucleotide messenger RNA. Its product is annotated as lipase-like. The record is from RefSeq and is a predicted model, not a curated record. Lineage: Eukaryota; Viridiplantae; Streptophyta; Magnoliopsida; Fagales; Juglandaceae. The transcript is spliced from 8 exons. The coding region runs from base 336 to 1709 and encodes 457 amino acids.